UGUCUCCUCCGCUAACAGAAGCCAACCUCUCCGCGUUGUCUCCUGGCGGGGAGCUCUCAGGGGCAGGGACACGGAGUCGGAAAGGGGGGCAAACAGCUGGCCGGAGAGGCUGAACACUCCAGCCAAUGACCGCGCAGCCUCCCGCUGGCUCCUCGCCUCUGCAGAAGCAGCGGAGCGUUUACACUGGGAGCCGCGCUUGGCUAACCCAGAGUGGCGGCGGUGUGAUUCCUGCCUCCCACCGCCUGGUCCUCCAACCGCACCGCGCUUCGGGGCCCGGCAGCCAGCGGGAGCGCACGGAUUUAGGCUGGUCAGAGCAUCACAAAGCCACUCAGGGGAGCGGCGGGCACCGAGCCCACCUGGUGCAGUAGGCGCGGAGAGAGAUCGAGUACAAACCCCUCGGGGGUGAGCCGCCUUUGCUCCUUCCCCGCCCCUGCAAGCGGAGCGCUGGGGCAGAAGCGCUUUGGUUCCUUCUGGCUGAUGCCUCUCAGGGGCUCCAGAGACAGCGGGGACCAAGGCAGCCGCCGCUGCCUAUGGGGCUGCGCGUGACUCUGCCCAAGAAUCGGGCCCGGCUGGCAAGCUGGAUCAGCCCCUGCUGCCGCCGGCAUGGUGCGGACCGGUGCUGCCGCCUGAGUCGCUGAGCGGCGUGGUGCUGAAAUGGACAGCAGCCUGCAAGACUGGCCCCUCAACGCCUCGGCGGCCGAAGGCAAAGGAGCCGGGGACCAGCUGCUCGGCAGGUUCGGGACCACGUGGACCAUCUCUUUGGCCGUGCUCAUGGCUCUGCUGAUCGUGGCCACCGUGGCUGGGAACGCGCUGGUCCUGCUGGCUUUCGUAGUGGACUCCAGCCUGCGGACCCAGAACAAUUACUUCCUCCUCAACCUGGCCGUCUCAGAUUUCCUAGUAGGUGCCUUUUGCAUUCCCUUGUAUGUGCCCUAUGUGCUGACAGGAAGAUGGGCCUUUGGGAAAAGCUUCUGCAAGCUCUGGCUGGUAAUUGAUUAUCUGCUCUGCACCUCUUCAGUCUUCAACAUUGUACUGAUUAGCUAUGACAGAUUCCUCUCUGUGACAAGAGCGGUCACAUACCGAGCUCAGCAAGGUAAUACCAAGCAAGCAGUGCUGAAGAUGGUAAUAGUGUGGGUCUUAGCUUUUCUGCUCUAUGGACCUGCAAUUAUCAGCUGGGAAUACGUAACAGGCCAAAGCAUCAUACCUGAUGGGGAAUGCUAUGCUGAAUUUUUUUACAACUGGUAUUUUCUCAUGACGGCCUCCACACUAGAGUUUUUCACCCCCUUCAUCAGUGUAUUGUUUUUCAACUUAAGCAUUUACCUGAACAUACAGAAACGCACCAAAAUCCGCCUAGAUAUCUUCCACGAAGUACAGAGCCAGUCGUUCAUGGAGGAGAUGGAAAUGAGCCAGGAAGGAAAGCUUUCCCUGAAAAGCUGUAAGUGGGACCAGAAAGAGGCAGCCAAAACCCUAGACCUUCCCAAAUGUGAAACACAACAAGCAGCUGCCAAUGCCAGUCAGAGUGUGAAAGACUCACAGACAGACUCAAAGAGCUCUGGGCCCUAUAGUGGGAAAUCAAAGUCUUUCAACAAGAGAAGCUAUAAACACUCAGUGUCUACAAUGUCUUUAGAGAAACGGAUGAGGAUGGUCUCCCAGAGCAUCACACAGCGUUUCAGGCUCUCCAGAGACAAGAAGGUGGCAAAAUCACUGGCAGUUAUAGUGAGCAUUUUUGGGCUUUGCUGGGCACCAUACACCCUCCUCAUGAUCAUCCGAGCUGCUUGCCAUGGCCACUGCAUCCCUGAUUACUGGUAUGAGACUUCCUUCUGGCUCCUGUGGAUCAACUCUGCUGUUAACCCUGUCCUGUAUCCCCUCUGCCACUACAGUUUUAGAAGAGCUUUCAUUAAACUCCUGUGCCCCAAGAAGCUAAAGAUCCAACCUCACAAUUCCCUCCAACACUGCUGGAAGUGAGUCAAUCCGUCCAUGUAUUUGAGCUGUCUUAUUGCUUUGUCAUAUUUUGCAAAACCACAGUAGUUCAUUUCCCUUGAAGAAUGUGAUGAUAGCACUUUUGGGGAGUAAGGGUGCUCAGUAUUAACUUCUCAUGCUCUCUGCAGGGACAAAAAUGGGCUGAAUGGACAGAUGUGUGUUUAAUCCUAUGGCACUUAUGUCUGUGUUCACUCCCCUACACAUGCACAGAAGAGCUCUACUGCCACCUAGCCAGCCAAAUGGGAUUGGUACUUAUUACAAAAAAGAAGCCCAAAAUGUAAAACUAAUCUUGCCCACUGUAAGUAAUAUAUAGUUUAACCCAGAGGUUCUCAAACUGUGGUCCAUGGACUACCAGUGAUCCGCAAGCUCCAUUAAGGUGGUCCGCCGAUAGUUCCCUCUAAGGUGCGUGCCUAGGCAGCCGCACAUGAGAGAAUAAAGGGCCUAAUUGGUGGAGCCGU
This is a messenger RNA of Chelonoidis abingdonii (Abingdon island giant tortoise), 2435 nucleotides long. It is a transcript of the gene HRH3, whose product is annotated as histamine receptor H3. Gene Ontology annotation, biological process: chemical synaptic transmission; G protein-coupled receptor signaling pathway, coupled to cyclic nucleotide second messenger; adenylate cyclase-inhibiting G protein-coupled acetylcholine receptor signaling pathway. Gene Ontology annotation, molecular function: G protein-coupled serotonin receptor activity; histamine receptor activity; G protein-coupled acetylcholine receptor activity. NCBI's taxonomy places the organism in Eukaryota, Metazoa, Chordata, Testudines, Testudinidae. Gene Ontology annotation, cellular component: synapse; plasma membrane; dendrite. The record is from RefSeq and is a predicted model, not a curated record.